This is a messenger RNA of Suillus discolor, 165 nucleotides long. RefSeq lists its product as uncharacterized. The record is from RefSeq and is a predicted model, not a curated record. The transcript has a single exon. Lineage: Eukaryota; Fungi; Basidiomycota; Agaricomycetes; Boletales; Suillaceae. The annotation marks the transcript as partial.
CUCUUUCCUACUGCUCCCUCCCAACCACGCAUGGCCGUUUCUACAGACCUACUCACAUUCUAUCAUGCUUUGUUCAAGCAUUCAUGCAAUGCUAUCCAUGCGCUUGCUCACAUCCUAAAGACCCAUUAUGCCUGCAGAGGCUUUCUCAUGACCAAUGCAGAUGUG